This is a messenger RNA of Arvicanthis niloticus (Nile rat), 3918 nucleotides long. RefSeq names its product cholinergic receptor nicotinic beta 2 subunit (gene Chrnb2). Gene Ontology annotation, cellular component: postsynaptic membrane. The record is from RefSeq and is a predicted model, not a curated record. Gene Ontology annotation, biological process: monoatomic ion transmembrane transport. NCBI's taxonomy places the organism in Eukaryota, Metazoa, Chordata, Mammalia, Rodentia, Muridae. Gene Ontology annotation, molecular function: transmembrane signaling receptor activity; acetylcholine-gated monoatomic cation-selective channel activity.
CCCCCCCCGUAGUCCCAGUUGUGUUCCCUGGAAGAGCAACCGGGACCAGCAAGAAGCCGGGACCUCCCCCUCGUUCCAGGAACUGCCGCGCAGUGGGCACUUCAGCCCUGGAGGCCGUGAGCCCCACCCGGGUGCAGGCGGCUGCGCGGCUUCAGCACCACGGACAGCGCUCCGUCCGCAGCCCUGGUGUCAGCGAGGCUACGCGCUAUGCUGGCGGCAUGGCCCGGCGCUACAACUCUAUGGCGCUGCUAUUCAGCUUCGGCCUACUUUGGCUGUGCUCAGGGGUAUUGGGUACUGACACUGAGGAGCGGCUAGUGGAACAUCUCUUGGAUCCCUCCCGCUAUAACAAGCUCAUCCGGCCAGCUACGAACGGCUCUGAGCUGGUGACUGUACAGCUCAUGGUAUCAUUGGCCCAGCUCAUCAGUGUGCACGAGCGGGAGCAGAUCAUGACCACCAACGUCUGGCUGACCCAGGAGUGGGAAGAUUAUCGCCUCACAUGGAAGCCAGAAGACUUCGACAAUAUGAAGAAAGUCCGACUCCCUUCCAAACACAUCUGGCUCCCAGAUGUGGUUCUAUACAACAAUGCUGACGGCAUGUACGAAGUCUCCUUCUAUUCCAAUGCUGUGGUCUCCUAUGACGGCAGCAUCUUUUGGCUACCACCUGCCAUCUAUAAGAGUGCAUGCAAGAUUGAGGUGAAGCACUUCCCGUUUGACCAGCAGAAUUGCACCAUGAAGUUCCGCUCAUGGACCUACGACCGCACUGAGAUUGACCUGGUGCUCAAAAGCGAUGUGGCCAGCCUGGACGACUUCACACCCAGUGGGGAGUGGGACAUCAUCGCACUGCCAGGCCGACGCAACGAGAACCCAGACGACUCCACCUAUGUGGACAUCACCUAUGACUUCAUCAUUCGUCGCAAACCGCUCUUCUACACCAUCAACCUCAUCAUCCCCUGUGUACUCAUCACCUCGCUGGCCAUCCUGGUCUUUUACCUGCCCUCAGACUGUGGUGAAAAGAUGACACUUUGCAUUUCCGUGCUGCUGGCACUCACCGUGUUCCUGCUGCUCAUCUCCAAGAUUGUGCCUCCCACCUCCCUCGACGUACCGCUGGUGGGCAAGUACCUCAUGUUCACCAUGGUGCUGGUCACCUUCUCCAUCGUCACUAGCGUGUGUGUGCUCAAUGUACACCACCGCUCGCCUACCACGCACACCAUGGCACCCUGGGUCAAGGUGGUCUUCCUGGAGAAGCUGCCCACCCUGCUCUUCCUGCAGCAGCCACGCCACCGUUGUGCACGUCAGCGCCUGCGCUUGCGGAGGCGCCAGCGGGAGCGUGAGGGCGCAGGCGCACUUUUCUUCCGUGAAGGCCCUACGGCUGACCCAUGUACCUGCUUUGUCAAUCCCGCAUCAGUGCAGGGCUUGGCUGGGGCUUUCCGGGCUGAGCCCACUGCAGCCGGCCCGGGGCACUCAGUGGGCCCAUGCAGCUGUGGCCUCCGGGAAGCAGUGGACGGCGUUCGUUUCAUUGCGGACCAUAUGCGAAGUGAGGAUGACGACCAGAGUGUGAGGGAGGACUGGAAAUACGUUGCCAUGGUGAUUGACCGCCUGUUCCUCUGGAUCUUUGUCUUUGUCUGUGUCUUUGGGACCAUCGGCAUGUUCCUGCAGCCUCUCUUCCAGAACUACACUGCCACUACCUUCCUCCAUCCUGACCACUCAGCUCCCAGCUCCAAGUGAGGUCUCACUCAUUUGCAGCUCCUCAGCCCAUGACCCCUGGGGUUCAGUAGUAUUGGGUGGAAGAUGGAUCUGUCCCCACCCCACUGAAGCCUGCUUCACACCUCCAUUCACACACAGCCCUCCAGCCUGGAGGUUGGGCCAGCUGCCUCAUGUUCAAGCGUUCUCCUUCCCCUCUGAGCUUAUUUAAGCCGUAGUGUUAAUGGUGGGGGCCAAGGCUGUUAAGUAGAGGCCAGAGAUCUCAGAGCCACCAACCCUGUUGAGGGUGUUGGAGAAGGGUCCAAAAAAGGGACAGAGUUAUCUAUGGCCUCCAAGUCAUGAGAGAAGAGGAGGUAGGAUGAUGGGUUCAGAUUCUGCAGCCAGGCUGACAGUGGUUUCUCCUGAGAUAGAAGGUGCUGGCAGGGCAUGACUAGUAUUUGUUACCUGGACAACAACUGGACAAAACUGCAAUUUUAGGGAGUCCUCUUGUGAGCUCCUACAAUCUCCUAGGAAGCUUCAAUUCAGUCUCACAGCCUGUGCCUCAGGGGGCUCCAGAACCCAGCUCCAGGUUCCCUUCUGCCAGUGCAGAAUUUUCUGCACUCUUAGAUUUUCCUCUCUUUCUUUUCUCACUUGGAAAAGGUGAGGUGUUGGGGGAACCUUGGAAGAUCAAUAGCUAGGUGAGAAGUCUAGGCUCACAGUCUCAGAAGAACAUUUACAGAGCUGGAUUCUAGUGGGAGCCAUGUUACAGAUUCAGAACAGGCCUGGAAGGUGGGCCCCUUUCUCCUUGCCCCAAGGGCAUAGACUGCUUAAAGAACAGAAGUGACAGACAUCUGAACUGCCUCAGUGCAUUCCCCAGCUGUCAAAUGAACUCAUGGGCACCUCUGCCUGGUAACUGGAGGGACCUCCUAAUAGAAAAGAAAAUUAAAGGCUACCUGUAUAAGGCCUCUCCCUGACCCCCACCCCAUAAACUUCCAGCCCCUGAGAAAGCACCCUGAAGUCAUAAGCAGCACCUGGAUAGGUAUUGCCCCUCUGGAGGGUAGCACCAGUGUGGGGUUUCCAGCCUCUGUGAGACCCCACUAGCUGCUGCUAGGACUGCCCUUGACUUUACUACCUCCUGUAACUGGCUGUUGUCCAAAUUAGUCACCAGCCAGGACUGGAAAGAUCAGUGAGCAGUUUGUCCAACUCCUUUCCAUGUCCUGUUGAACAUAUCAGGCAAAUAGUGCCCAUCUUAGAACCUGCUUCCAGCAUUUACACUGUGGGAAUAGAGGUAGGUGGGGCUGUGCUAGCAGGAAGGGACCCAUACUUGUGGAAGAUCAUGGGACAGUGCUGUUCUUGCCAUUUUUAGUGCAGCCUUUGGAGGAAGACUGCAGUGGGGGAGGGCUAUCAUGUGUCAGGACAGUGUGAACCCUAAAGGAUACUGGGAGGUUUUGAGGAAACUCAGCCCAUACCACUUUGGGGCCUUCUGUCUCUAUUUGUGCCUCCUCCUAUGUGGAACUGUCUCUAGAGAGAAUCAGGUACCUGGUUUGGUGAGCCUGGAUGAGAACCUGGGACAGGGUGGCAUGGUAGUGGCAGUGACAAAAGGUGUUGGAGAUUCAUAUCAGUGACUAAGCUCCAGUAACCUGGCAGCCAUCUUUGCCUGGGAGGAUGGUUCAUAGGCUCCCUGCCUCUGUGGAGACCUGCAAGUCUGGAGCAGCUGGUGCCAAGAGUGUGGAAAGCUGAGAACAGGACACAGGACCCUCCUGAUGGUUCUUUUUGGAGAAGAUUGAAGGGGAAGAAAAGGACUUUCUUGUAAGGAACAAGGACAAUAGUGGACUGGCCACUGUGCCUAUGCUCUGGACUCCGUCUCACAGUCCUGAAUUGUUCCCCAAGAAGAGUGACAGGUCUUCCUGUUGUCACCUUCUGCUUUCUGCUUCUAGGCAGAAGGGGCUGUUGAGUUCAACAUGCAUUGGCCAGCUUCCCACUCACCAACUGGUCAGCACAAGUGUCACUUUGUCAUAAUUAUCUCAUCAUGUCUGAGAAGUCUGUCAGUGUGCUGGUCACAUGCUUUCCAAAGGACUAACACUUUGGGAACUGGUUGGACACCUCACCCACCCACCUUCAGCAUACCGUCCUAGGCACAGCCUUGUCUCCACUCCUAGAAUAUUUUCCAUGGUCCACCCCCCCCUCCAACUUACUCCCCCUUAGCUGGACUUGUUUCUGUUAAAAUUAUUUCCAAAUA